AUGUCGGCCACGAUCAACAAGGAGCAGUCCUCAAGCAGUCCCGAGACGGAAUGGAUUAAAAUCGAAUUUCAAUUCGAACUCAGCCCCGGCGAGGUCCCUAUUGGCAAUCUUGAAGCUUCUUCGGAUCAUUCUCCUGCAAGUUUUCCCCUUACACAUCCAAUUGACAAUGUGUUGUACGACAAUGUCGAAACUCUCGACAUUUCUAAUUGGAACGACGAUGUGAGAGCCGACCAGACAGCAUUACUUCCCACUGAGUUCAACCAUGCAAAAGUUCCGAACUGGAAUUACAAUUCAACAGGCGACACAGCAACCACCUCCUUGGAUUCAUUCAUGAACUUCCAGAAUUUUAUAUCAUUUGAGCCAAAAGCGACCUCAAGUGAUACUAGGUAUCUUCAGGGUCUCUGGGAUGGAAUCGAUGCGGCCAUCAAUGUACACGGCCAGUAA
Messenger RNA from Botrytis porri, 444 nucleotides. RefSeq lists its product as uncharacterized. The coding region runs from base 1 to 444 and encodes 147 amino acids. The transcript is spliced from 2 exons. The record is from RefSeq and is a predicted model, not a curated record. Lineage: Eukaryota; Fungi; Ascomycota; Leotiomycetes; Helotiales; Sclerotiniaceae.